AUGGAAGAGCGGAAAUUUUCAGAGAACUUCAAAAUAAUCGAGAAAAUUGGAGAAGGCUCGUUUAGCACGGUCUUUCUGGCAGAAGACGCGCAAACAGGGAAAAAAGUCGCCAUAAAGCGAAUAACCCGGACAACUGCCCCAAGCAGAAUAGCUAAUGAGCUGAAGUUUCUAAUGUCGGUCCAAGGCAUGAAGAACAUCGUGGACAUAAUAGACACGUAUAGAGACAACACGGAUGUUUUCAUCGUAUUUCCCUACGUUGAAAUAACGGACUUUAAAAAGAUGGUGCAUGUUUUCACAAUUUCCGACAUAAAGCACUACAUGCGGCACCUUCUGUGCGCCCUUCAGAGCAUACACUCCCAGGGCAUAGUGCACCGAGACGUGAAGCCCAGCAACUUCCUGUACAACCAGAGCGCGCGAACGGGGGUUUUAAUAGACUUUGGGCUUUCCCAGAAAAUAGAGGAUGCCCCGGAGGAGGAGAAGAAGGAGAAGAGGCGGCGCUUUUUCUUCAGCACGCACUCCCUGGGGAAGAGCAUGGCUGUUGCCUCUCGUGCGCCCGGGUAUUUACUUCGAGACUCGCGCCCUGCGAUGUGCGCGUCCAGGUCUGGGACGAGGGGAUUUAAAGCCCCGGAGGUCCUGUUUCGGGCUGACUCCCAAACUACGGCGAUAGAUGUGUGGAGUGCUGGGGUUGUGCUUCUCUCGCUUUUGUGCCGGAAGUACCCGUUUUUCACCUCCAAGGACGACAUAAACACGCUCGUAGAGAUAGGAAGCCUCUUUGGGGACGAGGAGAUGCGGAAGGCAGCGAAGCACUACAAAAGAGUCUGGAGGAGCAACAUUGAGGCGUGCAUGCGGCAGAAAAUAUCCUUUCGAACGCUAAUAGAUAUGUGCAAUCUGAAGCACGUGGAGAUGCCUGCCUCUGCGCUGGACCUUUUAGAGAAAAUGCUGCAGCUGAAGGCCUCCGAUCGGAUUACUGCAGAGGAGGCACUGCGGCACGACUUCUUUAACGACUGA
Molecule: messenger RNA, 1008 nt
Organism: Nematocida major
Lineage: Eukaryota; Fungi; Microsporidia
Product: cell division control protein 7
Exons: 1
Coding region: 1-1008 (335 amino acids)
Biological process (GO): mitotic DNA damage checkpoint signaling; protein phosphorylation
Cellular component (GO): nucleus
Molecular function (GO): protein serine/threonine kinase activity; ATP binding
Source: RefSeq, a predicted model, not a curated record